This is a messenger RNA of Capsella rubella, 942 nucleotides long. Its product is annotated as glutathione S-transferase U8. Bases 63 to 740 code for a protein of 225 amino acids. Gene Ontology annotation, biological process: glutathione metabolic process. The transcript has 2 exons. NCBI's taxonomy places the organism in Eukaryota, Viridiplantae, Streptophyta, Magnoliopsida, Brassicales, Brassicaceae. Gene Ontology annotation, molecular function: glutathione transferase activity. Gene Ontology annotation, cellular component: cytoplasm. The record is from RefSeq and is a predicted model, not a curated record.
CUCAAGAAAACACAUACACACAGACACAGAGAACAGAAAACCAAACAGGUUUAACCGGAAAGAUGAAUCAAGAAGAGCAAGUACAGGUUUUGGGGUUAUGGGGAAGUCCUUUUAGCAAAAGAGUAGAGAUGGUCCUUCAACUUAAGGGCAUACCUUAUGAGUACAUUGAAGAAGAUGUUUAUGGUAAUAAAAGCCCUAUGCUUCUCAAGUACAACCCUAUCCAUAAGAAAGUCCCUGUCCUCGUCCACAAUGGCAGAUCGAUAGCUGAAUCUCUGGUGAUCGUCGAAUACAUCGAAGAUACGUGGAAGACAGGUCCCACGAUAUUGCCUCAAGAUCCUUAUGAGCGUGCCAUGGCCCGUUUUUGGGCUAAGUAUGUGGAUGAAAAGGUAAUGGUAGCAAUGGGGAAGGCUUUUUGGGGACCUGAGAGCGAAAGAGAAAAAGAAAGGAAAGAGGCUUAUGAGGGUUUGAUAAGUCUAGAAAAAGAGAUCGGAGACAAACGUUUUUUCGGAGGAGAGACAAUUGGAAUAGUCGAUAUAGCGGCUGACUUCAUAGGGUAUUGGCUAGGGAUCGUCCAAGAAGUUUCAGGAGUCACGAUCAUGACCGCAGAGGAGUUUCCAAACCUUAAACGUUGGUCGGAAGAUUUCGUAGGCAAUAAUAUCAUUAAGGAAGUCUUGCCGCCUAAGCAGAAGCUCGCCGCUCUUUUCAAGACCCCGUUUAGAAGUGCUGCUACAUCUGGUUAAUAAGAGAGCCUCUUUCUUAGUAUAUUUGUUUUCUAUAAUUAAUGAUUAUCUUCUUAAUAAUGAAAACAUACUUACGCCUGAGUUCGAGUUAUUCACUCCAUAACUAAGUCCGUUUUACUUGGGCUACUUUAAAUAAUGGGCUUCAGUCCAUGUAAUUGAUUUGUUGUAGUAGGCUUGCUAAUUUAAGAGUGUUACAUUUAAA